AUGACAUUCGGUAAAAAGUUCCGCGAGGACAAAUUCCUCUUCCCUAAAGAUGCUACGCCUAUUAAUCACGGAUCAUACGGUGCAGUUCCAAAAAGAGUUUACGAGACGUAUAAAAAAUGGCUUCACAAGGACUUCCAGUUCCCAGAUGAAUUUAUGCACUUCUUCCAGGCACAGGAGAUGGAGAAAUCACUAAAAGUGGUGUCAAAGCUUGUCAAUACCGACUACAAAAACCUCGCUUUUGUGCCUAAUGCAACUUCCGGAGUUAAUGUUGUUUUCAGGAGUUUCCCAUUUCAGAAAGGCGACACAAUUGUGGUCAGCUCGGUUAUUUAUGAUGCCUGCGGCAACACAAUUGACUUUGCAGCCCGCAGAAACGGUGUGAAUCUUAAGAUUGUCGAUAUUACGUUUCCAAUGUCGGAAAAAACAGUUUUAAGUAGAUUUGAGGCUACAUUCAAGCAGAUGCUUGAAACAAAGAAAACCGGGUCUCAGGUUGUUUGUAUCUACGAUGCAAUAUGCUCGAUGCCAGGCUGCAGGAUGCCAUUUGAGAGAAUCACCGAAUUGUGUCGCAGAUAUGGAAUUGUGAGUUGUAUUGAUGGCGCACACUCGAUUGGAAUGAUUCCGAUCGAUAUUCAGGCCAUUGGAUGCGACUUCUACACCUCGAAUCUUCAUAAAUGGCUUUACUUGCCUAGGGGAUGCGCAAUUCUUUACGUGACUCCGAAAUUUCACGAUGCAAUCAUGCCUUUCCCAAUUUCCCACUCAUACAAGGAUCAGGAAUUCUACAAGCGGUUUCUUUUCACGGCAUCGAACAACUACAGUUCGUUUUACUGCAUUCCAGAGGCCUUGAAAUUUGUCAACGAGGACUGUGGCGGCUUUGACAAGAUCAGAAGUUACUGCAGAAAGCAGGGAAACGACAUCAUUGCACAUUUUGGAACCGAUCAUCUCGUCAGUGUGACAGAGCCAUCUGCAGAUGAUCUAAAUUUCAUGGUUACUGUGAAGGUUGAUCUCCCAAAGGACAAGCAGGAGUUCUUUGCACGUAGUUUCAAAAACAAGCAGUUUGAGAACGAGGUGAGGGACUUCGUGUUAAGUGAUCUUCUCCGGAAAUCACGGACUUUUGUCCAGUUCGGCUGGCACAACAAUUUCUUGUUUGUGCGUUUCAGCUGCCAGAUUUAUACCGACUUGCAGGAAUAUUUCUGGGGUUACGAUCAAUUCCUAAAGGAAUUGGACCGCUUCUAUGCAUCAGACUUGUUCCAGAAGUGGAACAACAGACCUGCACGCACUUCCAGAUGCUGCAAGCUAUAA
This is a messenger RNA of Brettanomyces bruxellensis, 1296 nucleotides long. RefSeq lists its product as uncharacterized. Lineage: Eukaryota; Fungi; Ascomycota; Pichiomycetes; Pichiales; Pichiaceae. The record is from RefSeq and is a predicted model, not a curated record. The transcript has a single exon. Bases 1 to 1296 code for a protein of 431 amino acids.